GAACACCAGGAAGAACAACGGGAAAGACACCGGGAAAAACAAUGGGGAAAACAAUGGGAAAAACACCGGGAACACCGGGAAAGACACCGGGAAAAACACCGGGAAAAUCACCGGGAAAAGCCCCGGGAACACCGGGAUAAAUGCUGGGAGCACCGGGAACACCUGGAAAAACCCUGGGAAUGCCGGGAAAAACCCCAGGAACACCGGGAAAGACCCCAGGAACAGCGGGAAAAACCAUUGGAGCACCGGGAACAACCCCGAGAACAACGGGAAAAACCCCGGGAACAACAGGAAAAGCUCCGGGAACAGCUGGAAAAACCCCGGGAACACCGGGAACAACCCCGGGAACACCGGGAACAACCCCGGGAACACCGAGCCAACAACAGCCGUCAACGGGAAGAAGCAGAAAGGCAGGAAAAGCUCCCCCAACCCCCAGAGAAACACCUGAAAACGCCGGAAUUCCACGGGAAAACAGCGGGAGAACUCCAGAACCGGGGGAAAAACCCCGGAAAAACCCCCGGAAUGUUCCGGAAAAACCCCCGGAAAAAACCCUGGAAUGUUCCGGAAAAACCCCGGAAUGUUCUGGAAAAACCCCGGAAUGUUCCGGAAAAACCCCGGAAUGUUCUGGAAAAGGCCCAGAAUGUUCCGGAAAAGCCCCGGAAUGCUCCAGAAAAACCCCGGAAUGUUCCGGAAAAGGCCCGGAAUGUUCCAGAAAAGCCCCAGAAAAACCCUAAAAAACCCCAGAAUGUUCCAGAAAAGCCCCGGAAUGUUCUAGAAAAGCCCCGGAAUGUUCCGGAAAAACCCCGGAAUGUUCUGGAAAAACCCCGGGAAAACCCCGGAAUGUUCCGGAAAAGCCCCGGAAUGUUCCGGAAAAGCCCCAGAAAAACCCUGGAAUGUUCUGGAAAAGCCCCGGAAUGUUCCGGAAAACCCCGGAAUGUUCCGGAAAAGCCCUGGAAUGUUCCGGAAAAAUCCCGGAAUGUUCAGGAAAAACCUCGGAAUGUUCCAGAAAAGGCCCAGAAUGUUCCGGAAAAGCCCCGGAAUGUUCCAGAAAAGCCCCAGAAAAACCCUAAAAAACCCCGGAAUGUUCCAGAAAAGGCCCAGAAUGUUCUGGAAAAGGCCCGGAAUGUUCCGGAAAAGGCCCGGAAUGUUCCGGAAAAGGCCCGGAAUGUUCUGGAAAAGCCCCAGAAAAACCCCGGAAUGUUCCAGAAAAGGCCCAGAAUGUUGCAGAAAAGCCCCGGAAUGUACCGGAAAAGGCCCGGAAUGUUCCGGAAAAGGCCCGGAGCCCCCAAGGAAAAGCGCAGGGAAACGGAGCCGGAUUCAAGUUUUUAUUUUGGGGAGGGGUCCUGAGUAGAGCAAUAAAUAAAAAAACCC
Molecule: messenger RNA, 1371 nt
Organism: Cyanistes caeruleus (blue tit)
Lineage: Eukaryota; Metazoa; Chordata; Aves; Passeriformes; Paridae
Source: RefSeq, a predicted model, not a curated record